AUGAACAGGAGGAAGAAAGAUUUCGGGAUAGGAUACAAUGAAAGCGAAUUCUACGAUGGGAAGAUGAAAAAGUCAAUGUCGUCGGCAUCUAUAACAUCAUCGGUGAAAGAGGAUAUGGAACCUGUGCAGUGUAGGUGCGGACUUACAAGCCCAAUUAUAACAUCCACUACUAUAAAAAAUCCUGGGAGGCGAUUCUAUGGGUGUGCUAUGUAUGACCGUAAAAAGAAAGUUGGCCAAUGUCGUUUUUUCCAAUGGUAUGACGAAGAAACUUGUGCUCGCGGAAGGGAGGUCCUACCUGCGUUGUAUAAACAAGUUGAUGGGGCAUUGAGGCAUGGGAAUGAGGCAAUUAGAUUAUUAUCAGUGGAAUAG
Corylus avellana is the source of this 369-nucleotide messenger RNA. The record is from RefSeq and is a predicted model, not a curated record. Lineage: Eukaryota; Viridiplantae; Streptophyta; Magnoliopsida; Fagales; Betulaceae.